Molecule: messenger RNA, 846 nt
Organism: Candidozyma auris
Lineage: Eukaryota; Fungi; Ascomycota; Pichiomycetes; Serinales; Metschnikowiaceae
Exons: 1
Coding region: 1-846 (281 amino acids)
Source: RefSeq, a predicted model, not a curated record
AUGCUAAGGAUAGCUCGAAGACUCACUAGUCGAUACGUCGAUACGUGUCCGCCACCAGCGUAUGACACCGGUUGCACACACUGCGGCAUCCCAGAGUUCCCUCCAGACAAGCAGAUCGACUUUGAGCGUAACCUCAACGGAACAGGCUCAGACCCAUGGAAACAUCUUCUUGUUUUUCUGCAUGGGUACGACGACUUCAGCAAGAUGCCAGCCAAAGUGGAGCUCACCGCUGGUUCAGUGGCGAGCGAGUUAACGCUGUUGAAACGAAUGCUCAGUCCAAAUCAUCCGGUGAGCGUAACCAAUGCGCUUGUGAAGGGCAUAAACAACAGACCCAACGACAAAGAGCUCAUCUAUUUAUACCCCGACAACAAGAUUGUCGAGUUUGACAUCAAGCAUGCAAAGCUGUUCGUUGAACACUAUUUAUUGCCUGAGAAGGAGGAAAUGACGGAGGUCUUCAACCCGUUUUCGCAAUCCACGGCGAACGUGAUGGGUAAGCAAGACCAUUCGAGUUUGUUUACAGAGAAACCCAUCGAAAGCGAUUUGGUACUCAUUUGUGGGCAUGCGCAGCGAGACAUUCGAUGCGGGCUACUUGCGCCAUUGUUGCAGAAGGAAUUUGAAAGGGUCCUCGAGAGAGAAGGUCUUAGUCAUGUCGAGACAGGUCUCAUUUCGCAUGUUGGAGGUCACGCCUACGCUGGCAACGUGUUGUAUUUCCCACGAGACUGUAGCAAGAUGCCCAUAGUGUUUUACGGUAGAGUGUUCCCAGAGCAAGUGCAGGGGAUUGUUAACACCACGAUCAAGCAGGGCAAGAUCAUCAAGGAGCUCUAUCGUGGAGACGUGCACGAGUAG